This is a messenger RNA of Leguminivora glycinivorella, 5756 nucleotides long. RefSeq names its product eukaryotic translation initiation factor 2A (gene eIF2A). NCBI's taxonomy places the organism in Eukaryota, Metazoa, Arthropoda, Insecta, Lepidoptera, Tortricidae. Gene Ontology annotation, molecular function: translation initiation factor activity; mRNA binding; ribosome binding. Bases 118 to 1833 code for a protein of 571 amino acids. The transcript has 13 exons. The record is from RefSeq and is a predicted model, not a curated record. Gene Ontology annotation, cellular component: cytosolic small ribosomal subunit. Gene Ontology annotation, biological process: translational initiation.
AACGAAAUGAACUAAAAUAUAAAUUAAGAAUAUGUUACAGUAAGAUAACCUUUAAGUUCGAUUUCGUUACUUAAUUUGGUUUUGUAUAUUUUACUCCUUAAGUAGAGGUAUUUUAGAAUGGGCACCUUACCUAAUAUUGCAGGUUUAACAAACAAAAAUAUAUUCUUAGUGGAAUUUAAAGAGCCAUAUGCUGAAAAAACUCUUCGCGAUGAAACUACAACCAACAUUCGCAGCCUCAUAUUCAGCCCUAAAGGCGGCUACCUGGCUUACCGCACUGAUAAAAGAGCUGAAAUAGUGAAAUGUUCAGACUGGUCUGUAGUAGGAGCGGUGGAGGGAAAUAUCAAGGAUAUGUUGUUUUCCCCUCUGGACAGCUACUUCAUGGCUUGGGAAAUGUUUCUCAUGAAUAAAGAUAAUCCUCAAGGAAAACCAAACUUGCAUGUUUAUAACAUUGCAAAGAAAGCUAUAGUUGCAUCUUUUACACAGAAACUACAAAGUGGGUGGGAACCAAAGUGGUCAGCAGACGAAAAGAUAUUUGCCAUACAAGCCGGGAAUCGAGUACUGAUUUAUGAAGAUGGCAACUUCGAACGCUACAGCCACACUAUUAAUGCAGAGAAGCUCAACUGUUUCAGCAUUGCCCCAAGCGCGGCUCCGACUUAUUACUUUUCAAUAUUUACACUGGGAAAAUCAGGGCAACCUUCAGUUUGGAAAGUGCUUCAAUACCCAAACUUUGAAUUAGAGAAGGCUUUGGUGAGCAGGACUUGUUUCCAGGCAGAUAAAGCCGCGUUCUACUGGAAUCGCCGCGGCACCAACAUCUUCACGUUGACGCAAACUGACGUGGACAAAACAGGUGGUUCGUACUACGGAAAACAGUCACUCUCAUACGGUGACGUAAAGGGAAAUGCGGGCAACAUGGUCUUUAACAAGGAGGGUCCGAUCCACGCGAUCGCGUGGAACCCCGGCAACUGGAACGAGUGGCUGGCAGUGUACGGGCACGCGCCGGCCAAAGCUACGCUCUUCAACGCCAAGUGUGACCCCCUCUUCGAGUUCGGCACGGGAGCCUGGAACACCAUCUAUUAUGCUCCUGACGGGAAUCAUGUCCUGCUGGGUGGGUUCGGUAACAUCGGCACAGGCCACGUGGAGGUGUGGGACCCGCGCGGCUUCAAGCGGCUCGGCAAGUGCGCCGCGCCCGACACCACCAGCCUGCAGUGGGACCCGCGCGGCGAGACCUUCCUCACAGCCACCACCUACCCGCGGCUCACGCAGGGCAACGGGUACAAGAUCUGGCACUACACCGGCGUGCUAAUGCACCAGCGCGCAUGCGUAGAGAAAGAGAACCUGCUGUCCAUCGGCUGGCAGCCGGGCUCAUACCCGAAGAGCGAGCUGUCCCGCACGGCGCCGCGCGGCAUCGCCGCCGCCGCGCCCGCGCCCGCCGCCGCCUACCGCCCGCCCGGCGCGCGCAACAGGCCCUCCACAUUCACGCUGCACGAGCAUGAGAAGCCACAUCGCCCUGGGGAAGAUGUUAACGCGGCUCCAUCGAAGCAAGCUCUAAAACAGAAGCAGAAGCGCGAAGCCCGCAAAGUGCGUAACGCGGAAGAGAAGGCGUCCAGCGAAGCACCGCCGCCCGCCGAGGGCGUCGCGUCCGCACGCCCGGCCUUCGUCUCCACCGGCGACCCGGAGAAGGACAAGAAAAUUAAGAAUAUUAAUAAGAAACUGAGUGACAUUGAGAAGCUGAAGCAACAGAAAGCCGCAGGCAAACCUCUCGAGAUCAACCAGAAGGCCAAGAUAGAGACCGAGGCAGCGUUGCUCAAGGAGUUGGCUCAGCUCCGGUUAUGAUCGCGCGGCGCCUGCCCCCGUUAGUACCCACUUCUGGGCGAAUCUACUUUUUGACCGACAUUUUUGCUCUCUCUGGCAUUACUCAAAAUGUCUUUCGAGUUACCAAGAAAUCGAACUUCUAAUGAACAAAGAUUCAGUUUAUUGGAUCUAACUAAUUUUCAGGGGUUUUAAAUUCAUUAUUUCAGCGUGUAAUUUUACAAUGUUAAGAAUGUGCGGACAGAUUUGAGUUGGUCAAAAAAUUGAUUCGCCCUUCUACUUCUACUCUCCGUAUGCUUCCAGAUACUAAGUACAACUAAUAUCGAAACGCCGUAGUGCUCGUGCGUUGCGUUUACUGAUAGCGACGUGUCUCUUGCUAGUCGCUCGUUAAUAUUUAUUGCUGUUUGUUGCGAUCCCGUUGUUAAACAACUUUAUUUGACGUAUUUUUGUUGACAUAUGUAUUGUUUACGUUUUCAUGUUUUUAUCAUUAAAAUUAAACUCCUUAAGUAUUUGUAAAAUCUAACGCCUAAAUCAGACAAUUUAUAGAAAUAUUUAAUCGUGUCGCCAAUAUGAACUUAUGAAGAUCUGUGUCUUACAUCACGAACAAUCAAGAAUGCCUCCUGUCUGCCUGACUUCCUCUUCGAAAGUGUUAAAAAUGCUCUUCUGAUGUCCUACGACUAGCCACAAUCUUUCUUUCAAACUUGUUAACAUAGAUACUUCAAAUUAAUCUUUUACUUCUGAAUGUUUGGUUCAAUAUUACUGCUGCUGUUACACUGUUUACAUAUUAUUGUUAGUAUACAUACUAAAUAUGAUAUUUAAAUAUAUGAUGAAUAUUUACAUUGAAAGGGAAUAAAUAUAUAUUUAUUGUAGUUACUUGUAUGUGAUGUAAUGUCUUUAACGACCUAAACUAGAACAGAUAUCCUUGAAAGCUAUAUGAAUAGUUAAACGUGUACCUAUAAUACCUAAAUAUUAUUCUUAAAUAGAAUAUAAUUAUCAUUAAUAACAAUCUAAUCAGUAGUACAACUACAAACACAGGUACACACAACUGCAAAAAUGCUUUGUAAAAUUGUAACGGAAUUCAUUCAUAAGGUGUGUAUGCACUUUCGCAGUUCACUCUACAUUCGAUGUCUUGCUAUAAUCAUAUGCACAGAACUAAAUCAAUCUUGAUUUAGUUCUGUGAUCAUAUGGCAGUAUGCUGAGAAAUGAACACUGUUAAAAUAAAAAUACGAAGUAGUCGUAUAUUUAUAAUUAUAGUAUGACUAAUAUAAGUUACUUAUUUUAUUUAAUCAGCUUUUUUUACCGUUUUCUUUUGUGCAAAAAUCCCUAUGUGAUUUGGGGUCCACGCAUGAUCGCGGCAAGAUUCUAUACACAAUGAGGAGGCACACUCAAAUUAUGUUAUGACAGGUGGCGCCACCCUAUUAGUCCAUUGCACAGAUAAAAAAUUUCAUACGUGACAGCGAGAAGAUGAUAUUUUCUUUCUCUCUCUCACAUACGAAUGACAGUGACAUGCCUAGGCACGUGCACAGGCGCCGCCUGACGGAAUAAAAUGUCAGUGUGCCUCAUUGUUUGCUAUGAAGAAAAAACAAAUGUAAAGUAAAAUAAAAACAAUAGAUGUUUUCUUUUUCUGUGGUAUUCUGUCAUGGACAUGCAACAUCAGUGUUUAACAAGGUCGUUGCAUGAAAUCUGGCACGAAUGGAAUAAACAAACUUUGAUUGCAUUAUUGACAUCUGUAUCGCCAUGCAAUCGUAACUAUAUCCGCCAUUUUAUGGGAUAAUCUGUCACACAUAUCCAUACCAAUAUUAUAAAUGGGAAAGUCUGAGUCUGUUUGUUUGUCUGUCUUUCACGGUCGUCACUCGAAUUGACGUGAUUUUUUAAGUGGAGAUAGUUGAACGGAUGGAGAGUGACAUAGGCUACUAUUUGUCUCUUUCUCCACUUCCCUAAAACGGGGAGUGGAAGUUAGUAUGAAGCAUUUUCGAAUUCAACGCGAGCGAAGCCGCGAGCAGUCGUAUAUACAUUUUCAUUCGAUCAUUCGUUCCAUUCGUGCUAGCUCUUGUGAAUAGACCUGUAGUAUUUAUUGACAAAAUAAAUAGGUAACAUUUUUCAUUAUGAUUUGCAUCACCUAUUAUUGAAGUGCAAUACGUGCCUUACGAUGUUGUUUAAAAAUAUGUGGUUGUAUAAGAAUUAUGAUUUGUUGAUUAAACUAUAAAUCGUUUGGCGACAUCGUUUAAUGAAAUUUCAUAAUAAUGCUGUUUAUUGGGUUAUCACAAAUGACCUACAAUAUUGAAGUUAUGGGCAAUGAGAACAAUCACGUUGUUUGGGAAUUACGCACGAGAAAACGUCAGGACCUACAGCGAACUAAGUUCGAUGUGUUGCAUUGCCAGUUCCUCUGUUUGCUACUCGUUCUAAAACUAUCAGUAAAACUGCUUGUCGCCAUACUAACCUUCUACAUGAAUCCCAAGACAUGUGGCGUCCCACACCUAAAAGAAGCCUAUGCCUCCAUAGAUUGCAUAAGAAUAUUAUGAACCCUUCUCUAUGGAGCCUAUGGAAAGUCACAUACAUAUUACAAAUCACUCAAGAAAUUUCUGCAAUCUUUCUUGUUUCUUUUUAGUAAUUUAAGGAUAUUUCUGUUUGCAUUUAUUUACCUUGUUUAAUUAUGUUACUGAUGUCCGGAUCAACUUUUUUGGGUUGUUAUGUUAUUCUGUCUGUGUAAAUAUUUGGUAAUUUUAAUUCAUAAGACGGGGAUAUCGAAAAAUGACCCAGGCGAUUGUACGUAACCAUGACAACUAGCAGCUAUGAAAAAGUUGAUUCGCCGAGACAUUUAGGGCGGUGUCAGUAUAAUGUUAUAGCGCGCGUAGAUCAAAUGUAUGGAAAGUAACGCGCGUAAACAUAGCUAAUCUGUAACACCCGUAAGUAAUUGACACAGUGUAUUUUCUUCAACAAAAGCUUCGGCACCAUUACUUAUUAAGUUCUUCUUAUUUGAAUAACUUGCGCUCAUACUCAAUUUAAUUAGUUGUUUUGAUGUGUAGGAUUCUUGUGAUGCAACGUUUCAAGUCAGCAUCAUCACUAUCAUCAGCCAUAGUUCUGAAAACGUUAUCGAAUGGUUUCGAAGCUAAAUUGCAUUACGACGUUGUAGAGUCAAGGACUUUUAUUGGGCUGUUUGGGGUUAUUUGGUAAUACUCAGAUUUUACACAUGUAUAACUUUAUAAAUCGUACAAUAACAAUAGUGCCAAGGUUUGGUAGACCAUCUAAUAAACCUGAAAUUCUCCGAAAUCCUGGACACCAGUUCGACGCUUAUUUAAUAUUGAUAAUUAAAUCUAGUACCGUAUGCUGUAUAGUAUUAGCUUCCUAUUGGGUGGUACCUAUAUAAUUUGAAAUAUUUACGCAAAUCUCUUAAAACAUAUAGGUACCUACUAUACUAAAAAGCGUUGCGUUAUUUGGUAAAAGUGUUGAUUGUCUUCCUUACCUUUUCAUGUAUCGUUCAAAUUUACUCAAGAACAACCGCAAGCAAACUCGCGGACCUUAUAAAAUGUAUCCAAAUUGGGCCAUUCGCAAGAGCUACAAUGGAUAGACACAGACUGGCCGACCUUGGGCCCAUUUCUCGAAGCUACAAGUUACAAUUUACAAGUGGUUGUCAAUGUCUAAUAUGACAAGUUGGAAAGAGAUUCCACUUGUAACUUUCAGAUUUGAGAAAUGGGCCCCUUGUCGUCAAACCUGUAACUUCUAUCCUUUUGCGUAGGGGUUAUAAAUAAGUUAUAAAUAACUGAGUGAGAGUAAGUGUAACUUACAAAUAAGUUAUAAAUAACUGAAACCCUAAAAGUUUAACAAUGAAAGUUCGUGGCCGUGCUAACGUCAUAUUCUGUAUACUUUUUUAUACUGUUGUGAAUUUAAUUACCAAUGUAGGUAAUCAAGUUUUAAACGCGUUAUUUAAUAAAUGAUUUUACUUCGAA